AUGGCGCAGGGGUCGGGCCCGGCGCGGCCGCGCAGCGCUCAGCAGGAGCCAGAGCUGCAUUCCAUGAUGUUGAGAGGAGUUGCUCGCAGUGCAAAAGAUACAGUCACAUUUCUGUUGGCAAGAUGUCACUGCAGUAGCCCUGCGUUGAAUUUUUUGCCCUUACGACCUGAGGUAACAAACAGAAGCUUCUUAAUCCAUUCAACGUACACAACUGAUACAAAGCCUAGAGAGGAAAAUAAAAAAACCAUUGAGGACCUCCACAGACUGUCCGUCGAUAUUAAGAAAAUACGCAGAGGAAAGGAAUGGGUCCUUCUCCAGGAGGUGGCUUAUGUUCCAGAAAUUGCCAGAAUUCUACAAGAAAUGGGUGCUGAUGAGCCUGCUAUAGCCAGCAUCUUGGAACGCUGCCCAGAGGCAGUGCUGCGUAGUCCUGCAGAGGUGAACUCUCAAAGAGCUCUGUGGCAACUGGUAUGCCAGAAGGAAGACCAGCUGAUUAAAUUAAUAGAGCAGUUUCCAGAUUCUUUCUUCACUACUGGGUAUCACGAGAACCAGAAAGCAAAUAUUCUGUUUUUUCAGGAACUGGGACUUAAAAAUAAUAUAAUCACCAGGUUCUUGACGAGCGCACCCAAUAUCUUCCACAAUCCAGCUGAGAAAAACAAACACAUGAUAGAGACGUUACAGAGAAAUUACUUAAGUUUAGGAGGUUCUGAUGCAAAUAUGAAGAUCUGGAUACUGAAGUUACUGAGCCAAAAUCCAUUUAUUUUGUUAAGUACCUCCUCGGCAAUUCAGGAAAACUUAGAAUUUCUACAGAAGAGUGAUUUCACCGACCACGAAGUCCUACAGCUGCUGUCCAAACUUAAAGGUUUUAUUUUUCAGCUUACACCCUCCACUAUGCAGAAGAGCAUGCUUUUCUCCAAAAAUGUCUUUAAGUGCAGCGAUCAAGAAUUCAAACAACUGGUGCUGAAAUGCCCAGCCCUUCUCUACUAUUCCGUUCCUAUUCUGGAAGAAAGACUUGAGGGACUGCUGAAGGAAGGAAUUUCUAUAGCGCAGAUUAGAGAGACACCAAUGGUGCUGGAGUUGACAACACAAAUUGUUCAGUACAGGAUUAAAAAACUCUCUGCUUUGGGAUACAAUAUAAAGAGUGGAAAUCUAGAAAACUUGAAUGGUACUAAGAAAGACUUUGAAGCAAAUUAUGGUAAGAUACAAUCAAAGAAGGAGAGACCGAUGUUUAAUCCUGUUGCUCCUCUGAACAUUGAAGAUUAAUUUGAAAACUGUACUUAAAAUUAUGCAAUAGAGAAUGAUCAAAGAGAAAAGAAGUUUUGGUUCUUUGAUAGGAGUUGAAGCAAAAAUCAUCUUAACCAGGUUGUAGCCUUAUGCUUUCCUUUGUCGUGGAGCGGGCUUUACGCACAACUUCAUUAUAAAAUUGUGGCUUUUUAAUGCUGGUUAUGGGAAAGGUUGAUUAAUCCUUUACAUAAGGAUUAUUUUUUUUCCCCCUGGGAGCAUCUUACGUAUCUUUUUGGUUCUGAUUUCCUUAUCUGCCUGGCCUCUAGCUUCUGUGGCUUUUCAGCUCCAUCUCUGCACUGUCUGUGGUAGUGCUUAGCUUAAUCUUUAUCUGAGAAAGAAAAGGAGGAUUAUUUUGCCAGUAAUAUGAAUCCACCCACUGGUCCACUGCCUUUGGAGAUGUAUAUCGAGUUCCAUUCCUUUCUGCUGCAGGAAGUGGCUACAGCUCCUGCAUCCUGAAUUGAAGAAUUGAAGCAGAUGUGACUUGUGGGUGGCAGGACCCAGCUACAGCAUAGUCUGAAAACAGGCAGAAUACAGCAUUUGUAUUUAGCAGCUGCUAUGGUAAUACCGUAGUGUGUUCAUUUACAAACCAUACCGCAAAGAAACUAUAAGACAACCUCCUUGAAAUUUUCAUGACUAUAGAAACUGACUCCUUUUGCAAAAGGAUGGGGGGCAGAAGGAAAUACAUUUAUUGCUGUUACGUGGUUGUUCAUUUCUUCUUUUCUAGCAAGGCAUGGGGAGAGAAAAGGCUACAGAGUGACUUAGAUGAGUCUCACAUGACUAAAAGAGAAAGGGAAAAGUCCCAUUUUUGUAUGGGUAUAACAGAACUAGAGUCUGAGCACACAGGUGAUUUAAAGUGACCAUCAGAUUUGCAAAUAGCUGCCGUAGUUUCUAAGUAUAUGGGUGACGGUUUCUCAUGUAUCACUGUAAUUGUUGACAAGUGCUGGCUUUUAAAAUAGUACCUGUCCUAAAGUGUUUAAAUCCUUGGGGGAUUUUUAUUUCUUUUCAUUUAUGGGCUGUGAAUAAUAAUUAAAAAAUAGUAGCACCA
This is a messenger RNA of Lagopus leucura (white-tailed ptarmigan), 2326 nucleotides long. RefSeq names its product mitochondrial transcription termination factor 2 (gene MTERF2). The transcript has 3 exons. Gene Ontology annotation, molecular function: double-stranded DNA binding. Gene Ontology annotation, biological process: regulation of DNA-templated transcription; termination of mitochondrial transcription. Lineage: Eukaryota; Metazoa; Chordata; Aves; Galliformes; Phasianidae. Gene Ontology annotation, cellular component: mitochondrial matrix. The record is from RefSeq and is a predicted model, not a curated record. Bases 1 to 1260 code for a protein of 419 amino acids.